This is a messenger RNA of Cuscuta europaea, 919 nucleotides long. Lineage: Eukaryota; Viridiplantae; Streptophyta; Magnoliopsida; Solanales; Convolvulaceae. The record is from the annotation of a GenBank genome assembly.
UUUAGCUCGGGGGGUCAAUAAACGUGUUCUAACACUGUUCACGCGGAAAUCGCUUUGAGCAGAGACUUCCAAUCUUCUUUUGGAUUGCAAGCUUCAAGUCCCCAGUCCAGCAAAUCUCUCAGACAGCAAGCACCGCGAAGCCUUUCUCUGAUUCCAUUAGGCGGUGGGAGUUUUAUUAAUCCGAGGUUGUGGUGAUAAUUAGAAAGAAUUUAACAUUUGCCUGUGAUAGACAAUGGGGAACAUCUUACCCAAACGAUGCUUUGAGCCCAAGAAGUCCAAAACUGAUGGGGAUGACUCGGACCGUCAUGUUGAACUUGCUGGAGGAAAUGUUCAACUCAUCACGAAUGAAGAAAGUUGGAACCAGAAGAUGGUAGAAGCAAAAAAAGAUGGCAAAAUUGUUGUGGCAAAUUUUAGUGCUUCAUGGUGCGGUCCAUGUCGAACAAUUGCACCCCUAUACUCUGAGCUUUCCGAGAAACAUCCUUCUUUGAUGUUUCUCACUGUUGAUGUUGAUGAACUUUCGGAUUUCAGCUCUACAACCUGGGACAUCAAAGCAACUCCUACCUUCUUCUUCCUUAAAAGCGGACCAGGAAGUGACAAAAUGGUAGAAAUCGACAAACUGGUGGGAGCUAACAAGCCGGAGCUGCUAAAGAAGAUUACAUCAAUUGUAGACACCAAAGCUCCCCCGGCCCAGAAAUAAGCAUUUAUGGAAUUGGUUUUGUUCUUUAGUUUGUGUGAGCUUUUUUUUUUUUCUUUUAUUAAAAUUCAAAUCUGUGUAUAUUGGCAUAUUGCAAUUGUAAAUGUGACUAAGGUUUUGGAUGGCACCAUAAAUAAGUAAAUAACUCCGUGAAAGAAGGGUCGGUGAAAUAAAUGCACUUUUUUGCCAUGUGCUCAUGAUAUAUGAUACGAGUCAUAUUGGGAC